Molecule: messenger RNA, 1437 nt
Organism: Geodia barretti
Lineage: Eukaryota; Metazoa; Porifera; Demospongiae; Tetractinellida; Geodiidae
Source: the annotation of a GenBank genome assembly
UACAGAAUACGGGGUAAAGUCACGUGUAUUACAGUAACGAAGUAGCUUUAGCGGAUCGAGGGAUCCGGGAGAAGGGAGAUGAGUUCCGAGCGAGAGCUGGAGAUAGUUAGGAUAGGGCGGCAGCUGGAAAAGCUGGCCAACAGUGACACGCCUAAUGAAGAGGUGGCCAUGGACAUGCUGAGGUCCCUGCAGUCGCUGCCGAUGACUCUGGAUGUCCUUCAGAAAUCACACAUUGGCAUAUCUGUCAACAAGUGAGGCAGAAAUUCCCGGGCAGCGACCUGGCCUCUCUGGCCAAGAAACUCAUCAAAUCAUGGAGAAAACUCCUCCCAGGUAAAGAAGGAAAGAGUGGUUCGCCGUCGCUCGGCAACAAGCAAAAUGACCACACACCCUCACCGCAAGCCACACCCACUCCCAGCAAAACGUCCCCUCCCCCCGUCACCUACACUCCGUCCACUAAUACAGACAGCCACUCCACUACAAAUAGUAACACCAAUGCAAUUACGUCAUCUGCUUCGGCAUCAAAUGGGGAAACCUCCAUGGAAACGAUUACAUCACCGAUCCCCGGACCAUCGAGGAGUGAUUCCGUCUCGAGCGACUCUGGGGUGGUGUACUUUGACCCCAGUAUCCCGGGCGAAGCUCGCGUCCCCCCGACUGGAGACACGGUGCGGGACCGUUGUCGUGAGCUACUGGCAAAGGCCAUGCUGAAAGGAUUUGAGAAUGUUACCAUUGAAGAGGAGAUAAAGUUCCACAACCUCACCGCUGAAAUUGAGGACUGUGUGUUCAAGGAGUUCAGGGACACGGGGAACAAGUACAAGCAGAGGAUUCGGAGCCGGGUGUCUAAUCUCGGAGAUCUCAAGAAUCCCAGUCUCAGACACAACGUCAUGUCUGGCACCAUCUCCACCUCCAAGAUUGCCACCAUGACAACCGAGGAGAUGGCCAGCGAUGCGAUGAAGAAGCUACGAAAGAAGCUGACAAAGGAGGCCAUUAGGGACUCCCAGAUUGCCAUGCAGGGAGGAACGGAAACGGACCUGCUCAAAUGCUCAAAAUGCGGCAGCCGAAAGUGCACCUAUACUCAGGCGCAGACAAGGAGUGCAGAUGAGCCGAUGACUACGUUUGCCUACUGUCUCACUUGUGGGCAUAGAUGGAAGGUACGGUGGUAGUAUAAGUGGUAUAUAUCAUAUACCUUACACCAAUACUGCCUCACUUGUGGGCAUAGAUGGAAGGUGCGGUGGUAGUAUAAGUGGUAUAUAUCAUAUACCUUACACCAAUAGGACUUAGAUUUAUACACUUGUGGGCAUAGAUGGAAGGUACGGUGGUAGUAUAAGUGGUAUAUAUAUACCUUACACCAGUAGGACUUAGAUUUAUACACUUGUGGGCAUAGAUGGAAGGUACGGUGGUAGUAUAAGUUGUGUAUAUGACCUUAGGACUUAGAUUUAU